UAUGGGGAAGGCAGCACCGAGCGGCACAGGGCACAGGCGCACAGCAGGGCAGGGAACUCGCUGCCCCGCCAUGGCUCGGGGCACCUCGGGGAUGAUGUGGGACAGCAUGGAGGGAGCCCUGGUUGUCCUCUGUGUCCUGCUGCUGUGCUGCAGCCCUCCGCUGGCUGGCUGCCACCAGGUGACCCUCUUCCCAGCCAUGUUAACUCGUCCUGUGGGCAGCUCGGCCACUUUCAUCUGCAACAUCUCCAUGGAGAACUCCAGCUUGGAGUUCAACCUCAACUGGUACCAGAAGACCAACAACAGCAGUCCCCAAAAAAUUGCCGGGAUCAUCCGAAACAUCCCUCAGAAAAAGAUGGAGAAGUAUCAGCUCUUCAAUGACACUCCUGUAUUCAAGAUGGAGAUCCUGAAUCUCCAUCAGAAUGACUCAGGCUUCUACUACUGUGGACUGAUCACCUUCUCCCGCUCUGACAAAGUGGUGGAGAGCAACCAUUCCCAGCUGGUAGUGACAGAAGCCUCUGAGAAGCCAAACACAACUGAGAAACCCAGUGAGGAGGAAAGCAGCCCCCCAGACCACAUCAAGGCCGUGCUGCUGGGCACCUUGCUGCUGGCUGGUGUGAUUGUGCUGCUGCUCUUUGGCUACAUCAUCAUCAACAACCGGAGAGCAGAUGUGCGGAAAUCAUCGAGUGGAAACACUCUGGCGGAGGAGGUGAAGCCACCUGUGGUGUCUGUGUCCACUGUGGACUAUGGGGUGCUGGAGUUCCAGAAGGACCCACGCAGCCAGGUGCCCCCCGAGACCUGCCCAGCCGAGCAGACUGAGUAUGCUACUAUUGUCUUCCCUGAGGAGAAACCCGUCACACCAGAGCGAGGAAAGAGGCACAAGGAUGAGAGGACGUGGCAGCUGCCCUCACAGCCCUGCUGAGGGCCAUCUAUGUGCAAGGACUGGAGUGAUGGAGCAAAUAUGAGCUUCAGUGCUGGAACUUGUGUUGGACAGUGCUGGCUGUGCUGGUGACAUGGAAUGAGCACCAAGGAACAAGAACUUGUCCCUGCUGGAUCCUGGUGCUGUGCUUUGGGCAUCUGCUCAGUUUUUACCUUCACUUGGGGUUUCUGCAUUGGCCGUGCCACAUCUAAUGCUGCUGGCAAAGCAUGGCUUUGGGAGAGAGCCCCAGGGUGAGGAUAGAUGUGGUGCUGGAGAAUGUCCACACACUGAGGUCUUGUCCCAGCACAGGGCCUCCUGCAUGCACUGCUAUUUAAUGGACUGCUGGGAAGCAGAAAGUUUCUUUCCUUUCUUCAUCAGGCACUUUUCUCCUCCUCUGUGGGGAUGAAGGACACUGCCAGGCAUCCUGGGAAACCCUGGGAUGGGGAUGCUGUGCCUGGGAGGAGCCAGAUCCGGCCAUGGGGAUGAAUAAAGGGUUUGACACCAAGGCUGUUUGUUGACUGCUGAUGGCACGUGCGUGGGCAGGCAAAUAACGGCUCCUGGCAGCUGGUAGUGUGGGUGUCUGUUGUGGUUCCAGGGCUUUGCUGCUUGAUAAGCGAGCUGCUCUUCCACAGAGCUGCUCUUAAUAACUCAGAAAUCAUAAUGCUCCGCAGACCCAGCUACAGAGCAGCCCCCCUUGGCUGGUCUCAUUAGGGCAUGCUGUCUGCUCAGCUGGGGACAAGUGGCUCCGAGGUGCUGGCUGCAGCCAUGCAGCAGUGCUUGUGCCCCAGCUGUGAAGCUGUCUGGCUCUGAACUUACUUUUCUCCUCUUGAAAGCAAAUGCCAGGGAUGUGCAGCCCAAUAUACAGCAUACGGAAACUGAAAGAGAAAGCAGCAACGAUUGCUAAAGGCUGGAGAAACUCUAAUAAAGAGCAGGCUUGGAGGCAGCAGAGUCCUGGUGGGAGACCACGAAACCCUGCGGAAGCAAAGUCAUCAUUUGCAUCUCACACCUCAGUGGCAUCGUCAGCAGCUUUCUGUUUCUGUUGCACCAAACAACUCACACAGCCUUGAGAGGGGCUGCUCAGGCACGGGGAGGAGGGUGCAGGCACUAUGAUCAAUACCUUGUUAGAGCUGUGAUGUCAAUCAGAAGCAUCCAGAGCAGAUCACAUCAGGCAAACACCCAUCCAGGAAGGCUUCUAUCCCUUCUUAGGGCAGGAUGGUGGAGCUGGUAGCCAUACUUAUUCUCCCCUAGGCUCCACAGGGCAGUGUGCAGCUCACACCACACUUACUCACACUGACAUGCAGCUCAGCUUCUAUGGGCUUGUUGCAAGGAGCAGCAUCAUGCCACGACUCCAACAGCAUGAUGGUUGGGAAAGGAGUCAGCCACAGCAAGCAAGAAGCAGGAGUUCAGUCAGCAGUUUUGGUUCUGCCUUUCCUGUAAGGUACAGUGCAAGCAGGAUGGUGAGACUGCUUCAUUUUUCCCUCCUGCCUUCUGGGGCAGUGGGUGUCAGUAGUGCUGUGAAGCUAUGCUCCAGGCAUCAUCUUCCAUCCUCGUUAGCAGGGCAGAGCACUGCUAGCCCAACAGGACUGGCCUUCUAUAGCUGCUGCUCAUUGUUAAAAGAAUUUAAGGCAUGAUACAGGUUUCUGAUCCCUAGCUGAGCAUCCCUAGAGCACACAGUGACCUUAAAAUGGGUAUCAUAUCAUCCCAUAAACCAG
Molecule: messenger RNA, 2628 nt
Organism: Lagopus muta (rock ptarmigan)
Lineage: Eukaryota; Metazoa; Chordata; Aves; Galliformes; Phasianidae
Gene: PDCD1
Product: programmed cell death 1
Exons: 5
Coding region: 2-919 (305 amino acids)
Biological process (GO): positive regulation of T cell apoptotic process; negative regulation of immune response
Cellular component (GO): membrane; external side of plasma membrane
Source: RefSeq, a predicted model, not a curated record